Molecule: messenger RNA, 5268 nt
Organism: Amoebophrya sp. A25
Lineage: Eukaryota; Dinophyceae; Syndiniales; Amoebophryaceae
Source: the annotation of a GenBank genome assembly
AUGGAUCUUUCGAAAAUGAAGAAAGCCAGCUCUUCUCGAGGAAACAAAAAGCGCGGAGGCCGCGGGAAAAGUGGUUCUGGGAAAGGACACAACAAGAUGAAGAUGCGUUCGCAGGCGCAACGCGGAGCAGUUGUCAGUGGCCCUAGUCACCGCAAGUCCUCCAUUUUGGCGUUAACCAUGUGUCCUUCCGCGGCCGCGUUGUCUGCAUCCGCGUUGAACAAGCACUCGCACUCCUCUUCGGCACCUCUUAAAACAGGGGACAUCUACGAAGAUCAGCGCGAAUCCAUCACGGAAGACCACAGGUUUCGUGGAAAGGCUGUCGAAAUCGAUUAAGGCGGUAGAAGAAUGUGAAUGCUAGUAUCUUAUCUGUAUCAUCAUGUAUGAUGAUCUGUAUCCGUUCUGGCGUGAAGUAUCGAUCUUGAGCAUGGGCACCAUGAUUCGUGAAAUAUUUAUCUCGUCUUUAUUUCCUUCUAGUUAGCAGUUCUUGUAGUAUGUCCUCAGAGAAUACAAGUUAUCACAAUAGUAUAAUUCUUGCUCAGAAACAGAAGUCAUCUCAGACUCAGGAGCAAGAGGUGAUUUGAUUUAGAAGUAGAGAGCCAGAUCUCGAGGACUAUGCAUGCCAUGGAGUCCUUUUUUCAAGCACGGAUGAUGAGCGGCCACCUCUAAGUCAAGAACACGCUGACAGAUCCUCGUAUAGAGGAGCUCGGAUACUUCGUUUUUGAUUUUGCCAACUUGCCAAAGGACAAUUCGGAUAUUUUCCCAGUCGACGCUGGAUGGGGAGAAGAGCCCUCGUCGCGGAUUACCGGUGGCUUGAAUACGGAUCUUGACGUGCAUGUGCAAACUCGAACUUGGCAGGAAGCGCACAAGCUUUGGAAGGAAAAUGUAAGGAAAAGCUCGGAUGGCUGGGAAGCAGGUAAGCCCUAUUCUGAGAAGGAUUACGAUCAGUGGAUUAAAAAUCUUCUGGUUCGUCUUUUUGCGGAAAAAUUUCCACUCUCCUCUGGGGAGGACCGCGGACCAGAACGAAGCAAGUGCCACUACGUAAUGAAUAUCGGCGACAAGAGUGACGACUCUCGGUAUGCGCUUGAAAACACUUCCAGCUCGCCUCUGAUGUUAAGGGUGCUGUCGUUGGAAAUAAAACCUAAAUUAUUCGUUUCCACCAAACUCAGUUGAGGGUCGUGCUGUCGUUGGAUCUUCCUCUUCUUCAAAUCUGAGAACGUGCAUUAUGAUUUCUAUUUCCUACAAUUACGCCUACGCCCCCUCCGCCUCAUCUUGUUCUAACGCUCGGGAGAAAUAAUUUUUUUCAUGUUGAUGCGUAUCGGGAAAAAACGAAAGCUAUCCAAGUGAAGGCCGCGCCCGAGAUGUUGGUGAAAAGUAACUACUUCGUGCAACAUUACCCCGGACGCAGUGUGAGUCGGAAUUCCGACCGGAACUACAAAUACGCGAUGAUAUUGAAUAGCGGAACGGGACAAAAAACAACAAAAACUAAGACGGCAACGCGUCUGGUUGAGGGACUACGCGGAACGCCGACUGGAGAUCAGGCAGAAGCGUGGACAGACUAUGCCGAGUUUUUCGUGCUCGAGCCAAAGCCGAGUGACGUGAUGAGUGCGCGAACACAGCGCAACGGCCUCCUGCAGCCACGCACGUGGAACGUUUGGUUUUCGAGCAGUCAAGGUUGCGCAGCCGAUGGCAGCACUUCUGGCGAGCAACUACAUCAUGACCAGUCGGAGGACAAAGUCGUGGAGGUCGGGAGUGACGGCUCCACCACGACCACCGCGAUCCCUGCACGACGAGAUGCGGCCGAAGCGAGGUCCCUCCACGCAAUGCUGUGCGCGCGGCGUUUGACAGUUCUUCGCGAGCGAGAACCAGACGCGACCCUUCCUAUCAAGGCGGAUGAUCUAACUUACGGAACUCGCUGGGACGUAUGGGGGCAGCAACCGAAUCUCAAGGAAGUAGCCGGAAGACCUUCCGUUGAUGUCGAGACGCACCUAGAUAAAGAAAUAACAGGCAGCAAUAACGAACAAGGACUUCGAGGUGCAUUGUCGCGCCUCACCAACCGGAAUACGCUUACGCAAGCGCUACAACGAUUUACACAGGCAGACCCCAAGUCUUUGGAGACUCUGCAGAAAGAAGCCGCGAAGUACCUUAGCGAAACAAAACUGUUUUUAUGUUGAAGAGGUUUGGCGUCCUUAUCUCUACCUAGGUAGACUUACUUGGUAGAUGGUGCUCGUGUCAUCUCACGCUUACUAGUGAAGAGUGGUCUAUUUUCGGAAGACUUUGGAGAAUCGUCCUGGACCGAUAAGUACUAGAACUAGCAUCAUGUAAAUGAAAAUGACUCUUAAAAAAGAAAGAGACUUGACUUUGACUCAACAUACAUCGGACUAUGCCCUAUCCUGAAGUUACUCGAGCUCUCCUGCAACUGGUCAUUCUUGUCUAAGAUUACAAUAUGCGUCGAGCAAAAAGAACGAAGUAUUUGUGCUUGAUGCGGCGCGCUUUCCACACCGUGGUGAGAACGCACCGUUCUGGACGUCGCGUGACUUUUUCAAAAUAAAGAAGGUUUUGCUUCAGAAUAGGAAGAGAAAGCUUUCGGAGGAUGAAACGACAGAUGCAUAUGCAGAGAAAAAUUUUAUUUUCUGGUCAGUUGAGCUGAGGGUUGCCCAUUUUCUUGGCGACUGGCACUCCGAUAAGGGGCUCUGCUUGCCGCCAGACGAGCACUACAGAGUCACGCCCGGACUACCGCUCCAAAUCACAUCCAAUAACUUGGACGACAGCCGCCUCGGCCGCAUUGGCUACUUCCGGUUCGACUUGAGCCUUUUAAAAGAGCCCUCUCCAUCUUCGCCCCCGACCACUCCCGGCUACAGAACCGACGGGGCGAAAGUGUUCCGAGACGUCCUUGAGUGGGCCACCGAUUUGGCCAAACAUCAGGAUCAUUCUAGUGGACGAGGUGGUGCGCACCAGGUGAAAGGAUUUGCGCGUUUAGGGAAAACAUUUGGGCGUAUGUUCUCGGAGAAGUUUCCCUUUCGCGCGGACAUCCGAGUAGCAGACACGAGGGGAGCGCAGCCUAGUGCGGAGGGUGACAAGUGCCACCACGUCAGUGUGAUGGAGGUCAAUGCUCUUGCGGUGACGGGAGCUCCAUUGGGAUUUCACCGAGAUGCAGCACGUUUUGAUGGACGGCAUUCGAUUCCCGAAGGAGCGCGCAUUUGGAGUGUAUGGGUUUCUAGUUCAGGUGCUUGCCCCGGGCUAUUUACCUCUGGGGCCCUCAUCCGAGAGGAAGGCGUGCCUAACUGGCGCUCGAUCGCACUAGCGUCGAUGCUCUGCGCACGUCGGCUGUCACUGAUACCAGAUGCCCACGGUGUUGAUGCCGGUGCCGCGGAAAAAAAACUAGCCAACAUUGCGGAAACGCUGCAGAAAUAUGGUCGCACGGAACUACCCAAAGGAAGAGGAACCACAUCAAACGAGUUAGCGAAGACACUCAUGGGACAGCUGAAAGAGUUCGUGGCGGCGGCCGGCUCAGACCUAGUGAAAAACGAAAAUGCCGUGUUGCAGUUUUCCUCUACUACUCCGGAUGACGUGUUGGUUUUUGAUCCGACGCGCUUUCUGCAUCGUGAGGAAACUCCGCUCUUAUGAGGGAUAGUUUUUAUUAGGUGUUCUUAUGUAUCGUUGGUUAGCGGUUUUUUAACAUUGGUCCUUCCCUUUCUCUACAGGACAAUGCUUGCAUACGUGAGGACACUCCGCUGCUGCAAGCAACUACAACGUGAACAUGUUUGUUUUGGCCAGUACUACUACUUAUCGAUCCAGGGAGGACGGCAAAAUAACAGGACCCAAAUACAAAGGCACCAAUGAAGACCUACUUCUAAUCAUAGAGCGGGAAACAUUCGCAGCUAUUUCUCGAAUGGUCAGCGAGGUCGCGGCCGAAGAUGAAAAUUUUCCUCCGCCACUGUCUACAACAGCCCCGAGCGACGAACAGCUCCAAGCUGUGGAGGUAAAAAUUUUUCACACAGUCGGGCAGUGGGAUGCAGACGCAGAAGAAUGUCGCAUGGUAUCUUCUAUUGCAUAUUACAAUUUACAUUUCUUGGGCAUAGGGUAGAGGUUUAGGUCCAGCGACGCUCAAAGCACAUAAGUAAAACAACCGGCCCGCUUUCCCUCUAAAUCUUAGGCUUAUGCCUUCAACAUGCAAAACGUUUGGAUCUUCUACAAAAACAAAUAUGAGUUGCUCAAGCUCAUCAUGUAAUAUCAAAAAAGUAAGAACAUGAAUAUGAAUAUAAUUACAAAAGCUACUCUUGCCGAUGAUAUUUUUCCAAGUGACAAAUAAAACCAAUCUGGGCCUAAUCCUAACGAAAGCAGCAAAUAUCUGAAGUAGAUGUGACACAAUUGAAGGUGUGAGCGUUAGAUUCGGCCAUGCUUCUACAAUUUUCGUCUAUUUUUAUCCAUCGUCAUCAGCAUUUUUGCAGAGUUGUGUUUCAGAACCGCCAAAAAUGUUAGUAACAGGUGGGCGAUCGCGGAACGCAAGGAGAUGUGCGAGUUCCCGCUGUAUUCGAAAAGGAGGCGAAAACAGAGGAAGGCAAGACUCCUCCUGUGGAUAAGGGGCUGGAAUACCCCAACUCGCAAGUGGCAAGUGCUGCUGUCGAGAAGAAGGAGGAAAUCGAUGAGAGGAUCUGCACAAGAGAGCUCGGGGAGAGCAUCUCUUAUACCAGGGCAGAGCAUCAGCAACUGCAAGAUAAAUGCCCCGGACUAGAUGCUCUGGUCAAUUUGUCCGAGAUUCCGGCAGUAAGCCAGGAAGAGGUUAUCACGAGCGCCGGGGAGAUCUCGGAUAGUUUCAGCGGCAGUCCUGUGCCACGGCGAACUGCGGAGGAAUUGCUUAAAGUUGCUGGGACGAAUUUCGUUUCUGUCUGGAAGUAUUUCUCGAGACCAGAUUAUUUGCUCUCGGCGCAGGCUUUCUCGGCCGCGGACCGUGAUAAGCUGCGAGACAAGGUGACUAACGCAGUGGGCACUUUGUGGGAUACAGAGUCGACUGGUGCAAGUGUGAAGCUGCUUUCCGACAAUUAUCCACAAUGCGCGUUGCUGCUGAUGAGAGCACACCUGCUGUUCGGGGUACAGUUAAUGUCCAAAUGUUUCGAAAAAUACGGGAAUCCAAAAUUAUCUUUGUUCAAGAAGCGGUUAUUCCAUUUCCUGACGUUUUUCAGGAAGACUCUCGAAAGCGGCGGCAACCAAGCGAAAGCGCGUGCCACCUUCGAUCAGGCAGACAGGCUCUUGCCCCUGCUCAAGAUGUAA